Molecule: messenger RNA, 2931 nt
Organism: Lodderomyces pseudojiufengensis
Lineage: Eukaryota; Fungi; Ascomycota; Pichiomycetes; Serinales; Debaryomycetaceae
Gene: SYG1
Product: Syg1p
Exons: 1
Coding region: 1-2931 (976 amino acids)
Biological process (GO): cellular response to phosphate starvation; phosphate ion transport
Cellular component (GO): cytoplasm; plasma membrane; Golgi apparatus
Molecular function (GO): inositol hexakisphosphate binding
Source: RefSeq, a predicted model, not a curated record
AUGAAAUUUGGAGAAGCCUUAACAGAAGGUUUAGUAUCAGAAUGGCAAGAUCAAUAUGUUAAUUAUAAAGAAGGUAAGAAAUUAAUUAAAAAAGUUAAAAGAUUAAAAGACGAGUAUGAAUUAAAUGAUUCAACAACAAAUGAUUCAAGUAGAGAUUCUAUAAAUAAUAAUAAUGGUACUAACAAUGAUGAUAGAACACCAUUGUUAGGACCAAUUGAUCCUGAUAUAAAUUAUACAAGAGAUCGAGAUCGAGAUCGAGAUCAAGAUCAAACAACAACUACCACCAACAAAAAUAAUGAUAUUGUACCACCACCAUCAAGUAAAUCUUCAGUUAGACGACCGUCAAUUUUUAAUUAUUCAACAAAAUCAGAUAAAACUGAUUAUUUUACAGAAAGGAGGAAAUUUCAAUUAUGGUUAGAUGAACAAUUAAAUAAAGUUGAUGAAUUUUAUUCAGAUAAAGAAGAAGAUGUAUAUGAAAGAUUUUUAAUAUUACAAGAUCAAUUAUAUCAAUUAAAAGAUCAAAAAGCACAAUUAAAAAGACAACAAUUACAACAUGAUGGUAAAAAUAAUGAUACAACAAAACCUAGUGAUCAUCAAAUGGUUGAUAAAGUAAGUGAUUUAGCUUUUCAUACAAAACAUUUUUUAAGUGGAUUAAAUAGAUGGGAAUUACCUUCAUUACCAUCAAUGAGAUUUUUAAAAAAUUUCAAAAAACAUCCUAAAUAUGAAGAUGAUAUUUCAUUACAUAUUCAAGAUUCUACAGAUUUAAAUUAUGCAGAAAAUAGAGUAAGAAAUGGUAUAGUUGAUUUAAGUGAUAAAUCUCAUUCUGAUGAUCAAACUUCUUAUGAUUCUGAAUCUGAAUUUGAAGAUUCUUUACAACAACAUAAUUAUCCAUCUCGACAGCAACAACCACCUAGACCAUCACAAGAGAUCCCACAAACAGAAGCACAAAUACGAAUUAACAAACGAAGAGAUUACACCAAGAAGAAACAACAUUUUGGAGUACCAUAUUUAUAUGCUAAAAAACAAUUAAAAACAGCAUUAUUAGAACAUUAUAGAUCAUUAUCAAUAUUAAAAUCUUAUAAAAAUAUGAAUAGAACAGCAUUUAGAAAAAUUACAAAAAAAUAUGAUAAAGCAAUGAAUACUCAUAUAAUGGAAUCAUUUAUGGAAAGAAUUGAUACAACAUCAUAUUUUUUAACAAGUGAUUUAUUAAAUAAAAUUAUAAAUCAAGUUGAAGAAUUAUAUAUUGUAUUUUUUGAUCCUGAAUCAAAAGAUAGAAAACAAUCCUUGGAAAAAUUAAAAACUAUUGCAUAUACUAUAAAUGCAAAUGAAAUGAAAUCAAAUACUUUUUAUUCUGAAUUUUUCAGUUCUGGAUUAUUUUUGGGAUUUGGUUUACCUUUAUUUAUUUUAGCGUUAUAUGUUGCCUUGGAUAAAACAUUAGGUGGAGAAAUGACGGAGGGGAAGUUUUUAUUACAAGUUUGGGGUGGAUUUUUUUUAUUAACUUUAAUGUUUUUAUUAUUUGGUAUAAAUUUAGCUAUAUUUGAAAAAUAUAGAAUUAAUUAUAAAUUUAUUUUUGAAUUUAAUAUGGCAACUGCAUUAAAUUAUAAACAAUAUUGGGUUAUUCCAUGUUUUGCAUUUGGUUUAUUAUCUUUAUUAGCAUGGUUUAGUUUUAAUAAUUUUUGGCCCCAUAAAUUUCCAGGUAGAGAUUGGCCAUGGAUAUUUUUUGGUGUUUUAUUAGUUAUAUUUUUAUGGCCUGGUAAUAUAUUUUAUGGUUCAAGUAGAAGAUGGUUACAAUUUGCAAUUUUAAGAUUAAUUUUAUCAGGUUUAUAUCCUGUUGAAUUUAGAGAUUUCUUCUUGGGUGAUAUUGUAUGUUCAUUAACUUAUACAAUGGGUAAUUUACCUUUUUUUUUCUGCUUAUUUGCGAAUCAUUGGGUUGGAACAUUACCAGGACAAGAUGAAAGUAGGAAUAAAUGUACUUCAUCAAGAUCACAUCUUAUGGGAUUUUUUAGUGCUUUACCAAGUGUAUGGAGAUUAUUACAAUGUAUACGACGUUAUAUGGAUACUGGUGAUUGGUUUCCUCAUUUAGCUAAUAUGUUAAAAUAUUCAGUUUCAACUGUUUAUUACAUGACAUUAAGUCUUUAUAGAAUUGAUGGAGUAGUAAGAAAUAAAGUUGCAUUUAUUGUAUUUGCAUUUAUAAAUUCAAUAUAUUGUUCAAUUUGGGAUAUUGUUAUGGAUUGGUCAUUAUUACAAAGUGGUUCAAAACAUUUUUUAUUAAGAGAUUAUUUAUUUUAUAAAAAACCAAUUUAUUAUUAUUUUGCAAUGAUUAUUGAUAUUAUAUUAAGAUUUCAAUGGGUAUUUUAUGCAUUUUUCAAUCAUCAAAUUCAACAAAGUGCUGUUACUUCUUUUUGUGUUGCUACUGCUGAAAUUAUAAGAAGAUUCAUAUGGAUUUUUUUUAGAAUGGAAAAUGAACAUGUUACAAAUGUUAUAUUAUUUAGAGCUUCAAAAGAAACUCCAUUACCUUAUUCUGUAUCAGUUAAAACAGAAAAAGCAAUUAAAAAAUUAGUUGAAUUAAGAUAUGAUAAUAAUCAAAAACCUCAAGAAAGUGAUUUUGAUCCAUCAAGUAAUGAAGAAACUGUUGGUUUUACAACUGGUCGUGAAAAUUCAAGACAAGAAGAACGACGUAGAAGUUCAAUAGAUUUAACAAGAAUUUCAACAACUUCACAAUCAACACCUCAAUUACAACAACGUAAAACUUAUUUUAAACAAAUUACUGAUAAAUUAAAUAGUGCUCAUAUAAAAGAUUUUCAAAGGAGAAAAACGAUUGCUCCACAUGAAGAAGAUAGUGAUGAUGAAGAAGAAGAAUUUGAUGAUUCAAGUAUUAAUGUAAGAUCUAAAAAUUCAAGAAAUUCAAUGCCAUCAGUUAGAGAAGAAUAA